Messenger RNA from Dreissena polymorpha, 2005 nucleotides. RefSeq names its product enolase-like. The record is from RefSeq and is a predicted model, not a curated record. Gene Ontology annotation, biological process: glycolytic process. The coding region runs from base 216 to 1526 and encodes 436 amino acids. The transcript has 14 exons. Gene Ontology annotation, cellular component: phosphopyruvate hydratase complex. Gene Ontology annotation, molecular function: magnesium ion binding; phosphopyruvate hydratase activity. NCBI's taxonomy places the organism in Eukaryota, Metazoa, Mollusca, Bivalvia, Myida, Dreissenidae.
CUCAGAGACGCUUUACAACUUCGCUUCGCCGAUACAGCUCAAGGACGUCUUGACAGCGAACAAUUCACCGGUAGCCGCAUUGUCCGUGAGAUCUGUCACUGUGUCAAAACUGUUGAAAGUCAUACGGGCCUGUAGACCCUUAGUAGUCAACUACUGUUCUUUAUCUGGUUGGUUGAAUUACAACCUAGGACUGGAGAAGUCACUAUUCAACAAUCAUGCCAGUUAAAGCAGUAAAAGCUCGUCAGAUCUUUGACAGCCGUGGUAAUCCGACAGUGGAAGUUGAUGUCACCACAGAAAAGGGCUUGUUCCGUGCUGCAGUUCCUAGUGGAGCAUCAACAGGCAUCUAUGAGGCCCUGGAAAUGAGAGAUAAGGACCCUAAGGCCUACCUCGGGAAAGGUGUCAUGAAUGCUGUUAACAAUGUCAACAACAUAAUUGCUGGUGAACUUGUCAAAUCUGGUUUGGAUGAGGCAGACCAGACAGCUGUAGACGAGUUUCUUCUGAGUCUGGAUGGUACAGAGAACAAAUCCAAGCUGGGAGCCAAUGCCAUCCUGGGUGUAUCCCUGGCUGUGUGCAAGGCUGGUGCCGCCAAGAAGGGGGUGCCACUGUACCGCCACAUCGCUGACCUUGCGGGAAACACCGAAGUCAUUCUACCGGUUCCUGCGUUCAACGUGAUCAAUGGUGGUAGCCACGCUGGGAACAAGCUGGCUAUGCAGGAGUUCAUGAUUCUUCCUACAGGAGCCUCCUCAUUCACUGAGGCCAUGCGGAUGGGCUCAGAGGUCUACCAUAACCUGAAGGACGUCAUCAAGAAAAAGUAUGGACAGGAUGCAUGCAACGUGGGAGACGAGGGUGGCUUCGCCCCCAACAUUCUGGAGAAUGAUGAAGGCCUGGCCCUCCUCAAGACGGCCAUAGAGAAGGCAGGCUACACGGGCAAGAUCCAGAUCGGCAUGGAUGUGGCAGCCUCAGAGUUCUGCAAGGACGAGUUGUACGAUCUUGACUUCAAGAACAAGGACUCUAAGAAAGAGGACUGGCUGACUUCUGACAAGCUAGCUGACGUGUACCAGAGCUUCAUCAAGAACUAUCCCAUUGUGUCCAUCGAGGAUCCCUUUGACCAGGAUGACUGGGCCGCCUACACAAAACUCACCUCAAACGUGAAGAUCCAGAUUGUGGGUGACGACCUGUUGGUGACCAACCCCAAGCGUGUGCAGACUGGCAUUGACAAGAAGGCGUGUAAUUGCCUCCUCUUGAAGGUCAACCAGAUAGGCAGCGUCACAGAGUCCAUCAAGGCCUGGAGCAUGGCCAAGGACGCAGGCUGGGGUGUGAUGGUGUCCCACAGGUCUGGGGAGACAGAAGACACAUUCAUUGCCGACCUGGUAGUUGGACUCUCUACAGGACAGAUCAAGACUGGAGCCCCGUGCCGAUCUGAGAGACUCGCUAAGUACAACCAGAUUCUCCGUAUCGAGGAGGAACUCGGCAUCCAGGCCAAGUACGCUGGUACAAACUUCCGAUUCCCCUACGGAAAAUGUUAGAAAUUAUUACCAGCUAGAACAUUGUUAAAGAUUUUGUUAGAGGAAAAGGAGAAGUGGACUGUGUACAUCUGUAUUACAUGCUUACUUUUUAAUUUUUUUAUUGUUGUUUUUUUUAUUUCUUUUUUGAAUGCUUUUAUGUUUAAGAAUAAUGAUUGAGAUGUAUUCUUCAUAGUAAUACACUCUAUUUAUUGAAAUCUCAGAAGUCUUUUUAUAUCUUUUCAAUCUUGGUUCAUUGCAGGUGUUGGCACUUGUUCUGUUCACCAAAAUGUUCCAUUUAUAGAUCGCAUAUUAAGUGAACUCCAUUGAUUCCAUUGUUAUACUAUACUGCACUUGCAGUGAAUAGAUCUUACAUGAAACAGAAUAUUGCAAAGACAAAACCAUCUUGCAAACUAGCAAAUGAAAAUUGUGUUAAUAUAGCCUUUGUAGACUGAAAUUUAAGUUCGAAGAGAAUGUUGUAAAAUAAAAUUCCACGAAAUAUA